UCCAAAUUGAGUGCGGACAUCCAGUCAAAAAAGGAUCAAAUGUCAACCACAGCCGACAAAAUCUCCGAUAUCCUCCGAAGCCUGUCCGUGCCGUACAACAAAUCAGUCAGACCAAUCGAGGCCAGCACAGGAUUCAACAUGCACUGCAUGAGUCCCCUCAGUCCAACCCACAUGGAACAAAAACCCUCAGUCCUCUUCAUGGGCUCAUAUUCCGCCGGAAAAACCACAGCCAUCAAAUACCUCCUCCAAUUGGACAUUCCCGUCCUCCGCGUAGGCCCUGAACCCACCACGGACAUGUUCCACGUCCUGACCUACGGAGAGAAGCAGGUGACGGUGGGCGGAGUCAUCCUCAUGAACGACCCCCACCUGGGCUUCCAGAAUUUCUUCCCCUCCAACAAGGACAUAGCCCGUCAUUUCCAGCUGACGAGGGUGAAUAACACAUGUCUGCGGGCAAUGGACAUAAUCGACAGUCCGGGGUUCCUGAGUGGGGAGAACAUGGGGGAUCAACGAGGGUAUGACCUGCCGGGAGUGUUGUGUGAGUUGGGGAAGCGGUGUACUCGAAUGUACAUGAUGAUGGACGUGUUCAAAGUGGACGUGUCCCCCGAGUGUAAGGAGUGUUUGAGGAAGAUGAGGUCCAUGAUGGGCAAAAUGCGACUCAUCUUCAACAAGGCAGAUUCAGUCAGUGAUUUGAAUCUGAUUCGGCUGUAUGGGGCCUUCAUGUACCAUUCGGGAAUGGCAGUGUGUGCCCCCGAAGUGCCUCAUGUCUUUAUUUGCUCUUUGUGGGACAAACCAUACAAACACGACACGUACAGGGAUUUGUUUGACUCGGAGAAACUUGAGUUGUUGAAUGACCUGCAAAUGUUGUCGGUUUACCACUAUCCACACAUUGUGGGGAAUAUGAUCGAACGACUCAACUGCUUCCUCGUAAUCCACCUGCUUAUGUGUAGAGGUAUUUGGUGGUUACAAGACAGUUCCGAAAAAUUAUGCCGUUUUUCAAAAAGGAGAAGAAAAAGCAGGAAAUUGUGGCCAAUUUCAGCACAUUCUACAACGAUGCCUUGCGGGAUGAGGGAGUGAUGGGGGGGGAUAUG
This is a messenger RNA of Octopus sinensis (East Asian common octopus), 1088 nucleotides long. Its product is annotated as EH domain-containing protein 4-like. The record is from RefSeq and is a predicted model, not a curated record. NCBI's taxonomy places the organism in Eukaryota, Metazoa, Mollusca, Cephalopoda, Octopoda, Octopodidae. The transcript has a single exon. The coding region runs from base 40 to 1074 and encodes 344 amino acids.